ACACAUGGACCAGACCACAAAGUAGUACCAGUCGCUGAUCUCUGGGAUGCAAUCUCAAGCAGUCCUUUCUACCAAGUCAACGAGACAUGUGAUUUGUACGAGGAGUUGCAGUCUGCCCUUGCUUUGGGGGAGCAAUUAUUUUCCAUGCUGCUCGCCCCAGCGAGUGAAGAGAUCGGCUUUGAUGAUGAGAUGGAAUCAGACUUUGGGAUUGAACUUUUAGUUUCGCCUGACAAUCCAAAUUAUCCCUGGCCAUCAAAAGCUCACUAUAUUACCGCAUUACUAUUUAGUUCUCCAAGGCUGCCAUUCUCUGAGGCGCAGAAAAAGGCGGUUCUAUCUUGGGCAAAGGAACUUGGUGCCCAUGAUGUUCCCUCGCUAUACGCAUUGAAUCGGCUCCAGGAAUCUGUUCAAACGCUUGUCGGCAAUCCAACGGAAAAGAUAACUGCACGUUCGGGCAAUAUAUUUUAUCUCAAUGAUGUUGGAAAAGCCAUCGCCAAGGACUAUGCAAACCCCCUCACACAUUUUGUGAUGCAGGAUUACCCUGAAGAUGGCGGCAAGGGAAUGUCGCAGGUGUUCAAUGGAGAGAAAAUGCUGUUUGAACUCCCUUCGCCCCCUGCAGCAAAAGUUGAUGGAGAGAUUUACUUCGUGAAUGAGCUCUUGCAGGAUGCGUCGGGAGACUACUUUAUACCUGAGCGCUUCUUUUUUGCAUUGUACUCGUCGACGAAUGAUGGUGCGGACAAGCAGCUACAUGCACUUGGCCGCGCUGUACAACAAACAGAGGAUGGGUUUAUUGUCAGUGACGAGCAGGAGAUGAUUCCAACAUCUAACUUUCAAAGGUCUUUCAGGGAAAUAUCUGCCAAUGACAACGAACUC
Suillus discolor is the source of this 870-nucleotide messenger RNA. RefSeq lists its product as uncharacterized. Lineage: Eukaryota; Fungi; Basidiomycota; Agaricomycetes; Boletales; Suillaceae. The transcript has 5 exons. The annotation marks the transcript as partial. The record is from RefSeq and is a predicted model, not a curated record.